This is a messenger RNA of Physcomitrium patens, 4097 nucleotides long. The record is from RefSeq and is a predicted model, not a curated record. NCBI's taxonomy places the organism in Eukaryota, Viridiplantae, Streptophyta, Bryopsida, Funariales, Funariaceae.
UUGAAACUGCACUGUCUGAUCUCCAAACGCGUUUCAAGCUCGGUAAUCCCUAGCCAUGACUGCCGACGACCUCUGCCAUACCUGGACCAAGAUCCGAUCAAGGACCAGUCGCAGCUGCCUGAGUUGGCUGCUGGGUUUCCAACGGUGACUCUGUGUCAUACUUAAGGAAGGAAGGUCGCCACGACACGCCCCCCGAGAUUUGCCUCACGGUUUCCGAAUCCUUUUCCAAGAUGCAGUGCGCGCAGCUGUCGUUGAAGGAUCGCGCUUGAAGGCGCGCACUGUCGAGACAGUAUCAGGGAGACGGAGACGUCCAUGGGGACGACGAGGGUCUGUCUGUCGGGUUGCAAGCCAAGCGUGGGUCAGUGGAGGUCGGAUCUCGUCAAGGCACGGAGACGCAACUCAGGUGAACUGGAAGGGGAAGAGAUGAGAUGAGUAGCAUGUGAUCAUCAUUGUGGAGGUGACGCGUCUGACAUCGUUCGACUGGUCCGUCUCAACUGGCACAGGGACUCCUGGCGAUUCUGUUUCUGUGCAGGAGGUUUGCUCGUGGCAUGUGGAGCGGUAGUUGAUAGCGACCUGAUGGGUUGCACUAGUCGUUGUGGUGGUGCUUCUCGAAAUAAAGGCUCUUGAUCUGUUGUUCUCCAAGAGGCCGUGUACCCACUGCAGCAGUGUUUUUGUGGCUCGGAUAGUGAUAGAGAUGAUAGGGGUUUUCUCGUAGAGAAGUGACCAACGUGUGGCUGUUUGCAGAGGAACUGGAUAUGCCCAGUUUGGUUUCCGAACAUCAGCAUCAUUGCAAGAGUGGGUUUGGUUCUGUCAGACAUUAGAGGCAGCGUUGGUGCGAGGAAAUGUUGGUAGUCGCUUCCUAUGCAGAGGGUUCUUUGUUCGAGGUCUUGGGUCGAGGGCAGCGUUCACGAGCGAUGGAAUACCGUCAAUCUCUCAGCUGAUUCGGCAAAUGGAGCUCGUGUUGGGUGACGUUGGAGUUGGUAUUACUGUUGCAGUUGAAUGGGUCGAGGAUGGGGGGCUUUUGUUGGUAGGGAAAUAGAGAGAGUGGAGAUUGUGCAUGAUCCAUGGAGAAGUUGGGUCUGCCCUGUUGUGUGACGUUGCUCCUGGUGUUGUGGAUCAUUGCACGUCCCAGCGCAGGACAAACGCCCGAAGAGCAAGAGAGAUUUUUAGAUGAUAAAGAGAAGAAAGUGCGUCUCCUCGCCCAGCAUGCUCUGUUCCUGCAGCUUGCGGCAGAGUCGACCGACUGCGUUGGACGUGCAGGUUUGUCGAAUUGCGUUGACAAAUGCUCCCGUCAUUCGUGUUUGCCAACGCUGAAAGAUCAUUUUACAUGUGUUCAAGCCCCCAGAAACGUUACAGAUUGUCGGAGCUCCGGCAACAGCAGUGGGGCGUGCUUGCACAUGAACGUAGACUUCACCAGAAAUGGGUUUGUGCGCGUUCCUCCACAAUUCCGAGAUUAUUCAAAUCUGAGUCCAGAGCUAACGAGAGCAAUCUGCUCUCAGUCGAACCUUCAAUUCCCUGCCAGCAGUGAAUCCAUUUUUAACGAACUUACCUUUUGGAAUUACUUUGGAUCUGCGGAAGGAGCAUGGCGUACUUAUCCUGGCCGGGAAGCUGAUCCUGAGAAAGGUUGCAUCGAGUACGACCCUCGCAAACGGCCCUGGUAUAUAUCAGCAAUAUCUGUUGUCAAGGAUCUGGUAGUGCUUCUAGACACAGGGCAAGUAAACGGUUCCACUUUCACAAACACGAAGACUGUCAUCCAUGAGUUAUUUGGCACUUUCAGGCCCGAUGAUCGCAUCAACCUGGUUACGUUCAACUCCACAAGUGCUACUCUACUGCAAUCAACCUCCGUAAUUGUAAAAAAGGAUGAACCUGUUAACCAGCUUUACAACACUUUCAAAAUUCCUUCACUGUUAAAUACUCCUUACGGAUUCUCAAACAUAACUCGAGGAUUUGCGACAGCUAGAACAGCCUUCAACUCGACCAGCUUACUCAAGAUGAUCGUGGUGCUGACCGAUGGAAACUUCGCAAGAAGUCCUGGAUUCAACAAUGACACUGCACUCCAACAGAUGGUUGCAUCCCUCAGCUUGGUCAACGUUAUUGUGUUCUUCUUCAAUUUAGGAGCAAAUACUGUUCCUGACCCACUUCGUGAGCUUCGGAAUUUAUCUUGUCAGAUGAAUAGUACGGUCACGUAUGUUAGUCCUGUAGAUGCUCAACGGAAUCCGCUUUGGGCCUUACGCCCUUUUUUUGAUUACCAAGCCACGUUGAGACAGACAGUCAACAAUAGUUUCUGGAUCGAACCCUACGAAGACUUUGAUGGAUUAGGCCUUGUUGCCACUGUCACAAAUCCAGUUAUGCACGAAGGAAUUCUUUAUGGAGUAGCAGGUAUAGAUGUUGUUGUGAAAUCAGAUGUUUCUAACGCCAUCAAGCGGAGAGUGGUAGAUGGCAACGUUGGCCCGCUUCCACUGGUUUGUCAACCAACUCAGGUCAACCUUACCAAGUGUACCAAGCCAGUGGGACCAGAAGAUAAAGCAAUCUGCCCGCAGAGCAUGUACCUGAACGAUCCGCCCACAGAAGUUUAUUUAAAGAACUUAUGCUGUAAUAACUGUGUCUUCCAGGGACCUCCCCAGAAAGACAUUACAAUGACGUUGUUAGCCGCGAUCAUCCCUGCCCUCCUCGUUCUCAUCAUCAUUAUUUUCGCCUACUUUAUUUUGAAGCGAAGAGCUGCUCGGUCCAUCAUUCGAGAAACUAAAGAAGAUUUUGCAAGGCAAUCCAUUGCAACGAAUCAAUACAGCUACAAGGAGCUGAAAGCAUGUACGCAAAAGUUUCAUGAGGACAAAAAGCUAGGUGAAGGUGGCUUCGGAGAAGUCUAUCAGGGGAAGUUGAAAGACGGCUCACUGGUCGCCGUGAAGAAGCUAUCUGAGAAUUCAAAACAAGGAGCUCGUGAGUUCCUAAAUGAGGUGAUGGUCAUUAGCAGAGUCCAGCAUCGAAACCUUGUCAAGCUGCGGGGAUGUUGCGUGGAGGGGCGUCAUAGGCUGCUGGUCUACGAGUUUCAAGAGAACAGAAGCCUUCGUCAGGCAAUACUUGGUGGUCCUAAUGAAGCUAUUGAUGUUAAUUGGGAAACCCGCUUCAACAUAGCCUUGGGGACGGCACGAGGUCUGGCCUAUCUCCAUAACGAAAUCACCCCUCGAAUCAUUCACAGAGACAUAAAAGCUAGCAAUGUUCUGUUGGACCGCAAUCUGGAAGCCAAAAUUGCUGACUUUGGGUUGGCUAAGUUGUUUCCAGAGGAACAGUCUCAUUUCACCACCAACGUUGCCGGCACAUUAGGAUAUGUUGCCCCCGAGUAUGGGACGCGAGGUCAGCUAACGGAGAAGGUGGACGUAUUUAGCUACGGCGUAGUAUUGAUGGAAAUUGUGACUGGUGAGCUUAACAGGAAGCGCACUCCUUCAGGAUCGUUGCUUUUCCUCGUUGACAGAGUCAGGUGCAUGUACAAAAUGUCGCGAACAUCACAUGACGAGCAGGUUUUGGUGAAUCUCUUGGAUUCAAGGUUAGAUGAAAAUUUUGACACUAAGCAGGUCCUGAGGGUUUUGAAGACUGCCCUCCUGUGCACAUUGGACACGCCGGAGGCGCGACCCACAACUCCCCAUAUCAUCACAAUGCUCUUGGGUAGUGAACCUAUUGACGAAGAUCUCCUGCUACCCCUUGUAAAACUAGAGUAUUCUAAAUCUUUGCACGCUGUAGACUAUGGAUUGAAUGAGGAAUGGUCUGGGAGCGAUGAACCACCUCUUCUUAGUGAAGUUUCAUCAAGACGUUAAAACUGAGUAGAGGAUGACUUCUACUAGUUAAAUCUAUAAACCCUAAAUAUAUCUUCUAAGUGUACGAAAAAAGAUUGGAGGCGGUAGUGACCUGUUCCACCUCGGACCUAUAGAAAAGACACAUUUGAUUUGGAUUCCCGUAUUGUUUAACCUCCGCAAUUUCCCUUUGGAAGGACGGGGUCGGCAUUCAACUCAAUUGUUUCAGAAUGCAUAUGUAUUACAACAAAUUCCACUCGCCAAAAUCAUUGCAAUACAAACUACAUCUACUCGGUUCGUUUUGACAAUUAA